Messenger RNA from Pelobates fuscus (common spadefoot toad), 3650 nucleotides. RefSeq names its product serine/threonine kinase 11 interacting protein (gene STK11IP). The record is from RefSeq and is a predicted model, not a curated record. The coding region runs from base 136 to 3528 and encodes 1130 amino acids. Gene Ontology annotation, molecular function: protein binding. Gene Ontology annotation, biological process: intracellular protein localization. Gene Ontology annotation, cellular component: cytoplasm. Lineage: Eukaryota; Metazoa; Chordata; Amphibia; Anura; Pelobatidae. The transcript is spliced from 25 exons.
GACGGCGUGUGACCGGAAGUGGGGCUUGUGAGCACUUUCUGUGAUAGGGAGCGCAGUGUUUUGGGGAAGGAGACAGCCAGGAAGCUGCGGCUGGUGACCUGUGAGGGGCGCUGUGCGUGUCUUAGCAGAAGGUCAAUGCCUACUCGAGCAGAGGAUUCGCUCAUCCAGGCCUUAGCCCAUCUGUUACGCAAUCAUGGUGAAAGCGUCCUGAAUGGAUCCCGUGUAUUGACCCUCCUCACCCCAUGUCUCCAAGUUAUUACACGCCUGAUUGAACAGCUUUUCCCUCGAAUGCCAGGAUCUGGGUUCCAGGCGCUGCCGUCUCACCCCUCGGACAGUCCGUCAGUUCUGCAGACACAGUUCCUACUAGACAUGUUUCAAAAAGCACCUUCAUUAAAGCUGGUUCAUUCCACAGACUCCCCUGAUCAGCUGGAUGUGACUAUCUUCCCAUUUAAGUCGCUAAAAUGCCUUGAGUUGCGCUUUCUCCCGCCACACUGCCUCUAUGGCUUGAGGUCUGUGUAUUCUCGACUGGAAGUACUAAUCUGCUUCAAAUGUAUUACGACCUUACAGGAAGUGAUCUCCCUCUGUGCUGGGGAUCUGACAUCGGCCCUGGCCUGGCUAGAGUUACACACUCUCAAUUUCAGCUACAACAUGAUCCGCAAAUUAGAUGGUUCACUGGAAUUGUUAAACAGCUUGAAGACUCUGGAUCUAAGCCACAACCAUAUCAAAGACUGUGAAUCAUAUUUAAAGGUACUUGAAGAGCUCCGUUACCUGAAUUUGGGGUUUAAUCUGCUGACCACAGUACCAGAGAUUAGUACAGCUGCUACAGCCACUCUGCAAACUCUUGUCCUGAGACAUAACCAGCUAGCCACCACUAGCGGACUGGAACAUCUCACGAACCUGCAACACUUGGAUUUAUCCUAUAAUCUCCUGCAUGAUCAUAAACAACUAAAAGGCCUGAGCACGCUGCACAGCUUGAGAAAGCUCUUCCUUGAAGGCAACCCGCUAUACUAUCACAAGGAUCAUCAGCCAUUAACUGUGCAAUAUCUGUCCCCUCGCACCCUAAACAAGAUGUUCCUGGAUGGAUACUUAAUGAUUUCCUUAGAGUCAAUGAAAGCUGAAGAUGAGAUUCCCAACUCUACAAGUGACAGUCCCUCUCCGGUAGAAUUAUUGGACAGCUGUUCAGGAGUGGAAACAAAAGCUUCCUCACUGCCACGGAAAAAAUCAAAGGUUAAAGUUCGUACGGCCAGUAUCUCUGAGCCCAGUGACAAUGACUGUGACAGACGGCGACCGAAAAAACAGCCUGUUUUGCAGCACCAGGAAGUUAUCGAACGGACUGAGAUUUUUCGCAAUCAGUAUGGUGCUGACUGGCUACAGUACAGAGAUCACCUGGAGAGGGAACUUAAUGAAGAUAACCCCCAGAUCGAGAGUCUUCUUCCAGUCAGCCAAUCUCCAUUGGAUGCUGAGCCUUUCUUCAAGCCUAUGGCAACACCUGUAGAGACCAAGCAGACCAGUCCCUCCCCCACACAAGAGUUGCCUGAACCCCUUGUGGAGGUGUGUCAGGAACCACAUAACACAGACGUGACAGAAGUUAAGUUGCUCGACGAUGACGACGAUGAUGAUGAUGGCUUCUCUUGGGGAGAUGUAGCAGCUAGGGCAGCUGAAGAAGACAAAUAUGAAAUAGUGGAUCCACUGGGUCCCCCAGUAGCUGUGUCCCCAAUCCAGGAUGGGCGCCCGUGUUAUAGUGAUUGGCCUUUUAUUUUUUUCCAUCUGACUCGAGAGUGCUUCUUUGAGAUCGCCCUGGAUAGAGGACAGUUAUUGACCAAAAGGCACCUGUCCAACCUCAUGGAUGUUAAGACAUCUGUGAUACCCUGGACCUGGAAGGAUGAAGUGCAGGAAUUUCCGCUCAUUACUCUUUUCUUUGACUCGGUAAUUGAGGAGAGAAAGAAGGCGCAGUAUGUGGUGCUGGAUGAUUCUCCAGACGACUCUGCAAAGAUGCUGUGCGAUGCUUUGCGUCCCAUCAUUGAGGAAAACAAGAAAGAGAAGGAGAGAAAAGAGGCUGCAAAGCCAAAACCGUUAUACCGGUGUCUAAAGUGUUACAAAAUAUUUGGCCUAGAAGAAUACAAUAAUGCAGUCAAUGGUAAAAUAAACGGGAUAAACAAAGUGCGUGACUCACCACCAGGUUCUCCUACAGCUGUGGAUACGUGCCCUGGCUGUGGUAGUUCAUAUGUUAUAUUUUCACCGCCCCGUGAAGAGAGAAGCUUUGUUAACUCUCCACGUGGUGCCCACCCUGGCCAGGAAGAGCAGAAGUCUUCUCCCUCUGAGGAGGAAACAGACAGCCCUGGACCAUGCAACGGUGCAGAGAGCGGAGUGUUAAACACCUUAGACCGCGUACGGCAGGCACUAAAGCGUGCUUCAUUCAGUAGUGGGAAUACUCUAACGGGAAGCUCCAAAUCCAACUCUCCAUCUCCUCCAUCAAGCCAAUCAGUCCAUGAAGUAGAGCAGCCAUGGCAGCUUACCCCAGGUUCUUUUCAGACUUUAGAUUUUCGAUUGGUGGAUCAUCGUCUCAAGUUCCAUCUUGAUUUUGAAAUAAUCGUAGAACACCAGGAGGAAUACCAAUGCUGCUUUAAGGUCCCUGUUGUUCGUUUUGGUAAAGCCUCUCAUUUUUGUGGUCUGGUAGUUGUAUCAAACCAGAAAAUCUAUUUCUUAGAGAUUAGAGGUGAAAUCAGGGGAUCACCAUGUAACUGGGUGAAGCCUGGAGAUGUGUACAGCCUCGACUUGUUCACACACAUGCAGAUCGGCUUGAACCAGCAGACGCUGCAUCUUGGCUUUGAUGGCCCUGACGCUGCCUAUACCCUUCUGAUUGGGAAUCGAACGUACACCACGAUGUUCAGUCAGAACAUUCUGGACACCCUUUCGGAGCUACCGCCACGAUAUCUAAAAAGUCUUGUGCAAAUUCCUGAAGAGGUGGUCACACCACAGCACCGCAUCUGGCCGCUUUUAUGUGCUAAGCCAGGAGCUGAAACUCCCCCCGAGUUUAUGUAUAUUACUGUGUCUUUCCUAAAAGUGGAUGUUGUGAACCUAGCCAGGGACAAUUUGCCAGACUGUGAUCUUGCAUUUGGUGCCACCUUGGCACAGAGAGAAUCCUCUUCCAAGCCAGUAUCUCUGCUGAUUACACACACGCAUGCGUAUGUGCUGGAGGAUGCACACCAUUGGAAUCACUCUCCUCCAGCUGAAUCCAAUGACCUCGCAAACUGUCCAGAAUCCUUCCGAAUUAAAGAGAAAGAACCCAUUGUUGCUGUCUGUGCCGUGCACUUAUUCCCAUCUCAUCCCUGUCAUUUUCACAUCCGGAUACAUAACGAGCGUCCAGGAACAGAGACUGCUUGGCUGCUAUGGACACAGGAUUCACAGGUGCCUAAUGAAGUUGCAGAGUUUGUUCGGGCUCCGUGGGAAGCGUUGUUUAGAGUCUCGUAUGAUAAAGCAAUCAAUGACAACCUCAACUGUUGCACACCACUGCCUAUUCAGACAUGAUUUCAGGAUGUAGACACUGGGAGCACCACUCUCAUUAUUUGCACUGUACACUGGUUCAUGUGUCCUUAAGUUUCCCAUGUAAGUGACUUCAAGGACACACAAACUGUUGAACAAAGCCAAUU